GCAAAAGAUACAAUUUGCUCACUUGUAAUAUUUUCUCUUCAUCAGAGAUCAUCACCUCCUGUGCAACCGAAGCUGCAGUCAUGAAGGUGCGAGCUCUCCUCACCGGUUUGCUGGUGAUCGCAUGCCUUCACACCCAUGCAGUGAGUGAAAGUGCAAAUAGGCCUGAUAUGUGCUGUUUCAAUUUUUAUGAGCAUAAAAUCCCCGUAAAUGUUAUUACCAAAUACGAGACAACGAGAUCUGAGUGUCCAAAAGCCGGAGUUAUUUUUACCACCAGGAAGCGGGCUCGUAUCUGCGCCGACCCUCAUCGUAACUGGGUGAAAGAGGCCAUGAAAAAGAACAUAGACCGUGGUUUCGAAAGUUCCACUUAAACUCACCUGCGUUGUUAAAUUAUGUUUAAUCUGAAAUUAGCUCAUGUUUUAUUACAUUUACUAUUAAUCUUCUUACAUCCACCUGGAGGCUUCUGCUUGGCCAAGGUUGUAAAAAACAGCUUUUUGGCAAAAAUCUUUGAACAUACAUUUUGGUACUGGAUGGAUGAGCCAUUAUAUGUCACAUUAAAAUGGUCUGGCUCUUUUUAUUACUGUUAUUUCAAUUAUUUUAAUAUAAAACGUAGUGUUUGUUAAAUAAAAGCAAAUAAAACCU
Messenger RNA from Electrophorus electricus (electric eel), 639 nucleotides. NCBI's taxonomy places the organism in Eukaryota, Metazoa, Chordata, Actinopteri, Gymnotiformes, Gymnotidae. The record is from RefSeq and is a predicted model, not a curated record.